GAAGAUAACAAUUUAUGCGCAAUAAACUCAAAAGUUGAGCCAAAAACAAAUAAAAUUUUUGAUACUAGUAUAGCAAGAAAUUUGGUUCAUCAGCAGUUUCGAACCCGUAAUGCUAUAAGUAGUGAUGUCUUUCCAAACAUUUAUUCAAUCCUCAAAUGUCCAUUAUUGCUAAGAAAAUAUCCUAUACCGUUGAGUAUAGCUCUACUUCUUGUCCCUCAAAAA
This is a messenger RNA of Dentiscutata heterogama, 222 nucleotides long. Lineage: Eukaryota; Fungi; Glomeromycota; Glomeromycetes; Diversisporales; Gigasporaceae. The record is from the annotation of a GenBank genome assembly.